This is a messenger RNA of Cucurbitaria berberidis CBS 394.84, 5001 nucleotides long. RefSeq lists its product as uncharacterized. Lineage: Eukaryota; Fungi; Ascomycota; Dothideomycetes; Pleosporales; Cucurbitariaceae. The transcript is spliced from 3 exons. Gene Ontology annotation, biological process: nuclear pore organization. The coding region runs from base 1 to 5001 and encodes 1666 amino acids. Gene Ontology annotation, cellular component: nuclear pore inner ring; nuclear pore. Gene Ontology annotation, molecular function: structural constituent of nuclear pore. The record is from RefSeq and is a predicted model, not a curated record.
AUGGCUGAAGACGACAGCCUCGCCGCCCUCCAGGGCCUGCAUCGCGACCUUUGCGCGCACAUCGACCUGCAGCUGCCUGUAUUAGAGAGGCUGCUGCAGAACUUGGAGGCGCAUCUGGACGAGUUGAAGACGCUGUUAGACAAGAAGCCAAAGAACGAUGCGAGUAGGAAGACGCUGGGCUCUGGCAAGAUCAAGAUCAACGACAACGAAUAUGAGGUCAACGAUGACUUCAAGCAGCAGACGCUUGAGCUGGCAGAUGCCUUAGACCUCGACGAGCUAGACGCCGCCGCUCUCUUCCUAGGCGCCGAAAUUGAAGCCCAAGAGCUCGAUCGAUCGCAGCUGCAGACUGCCGUAAUACGCUUCCACCGUCGCCGCGAAUAUGUGCUCCUUUGUCUGCGCAUUCUGAUGAAGACCGCUCUGGACAAUGGCGACUCUGAAGUAGAGGGCAUGCAGGCGCUGCAGAUGGCCGUACAGAUCAUCGUGGGCGUGGAAGGCGGCUCAAAUCUGGCGAAUGCAUAUGGCUUCUGGACUAAAUGUCUUGUGAGCAUGGAGUCAAUAGAGAAUUGGCUGCAAUUCAUCGCAGAGCGCGUCCAGAGCACUCACGUAGUCGGCCAGGUCCCUCUGCCAGGCUUUGUUGAGAUAAUGGCUUUCCAGCAGCAGAGUCUGACGAGGCAGCACGAAAAUUUGGCCGCAAUAUGCACGCACAUGAUCAAGGCCGGAUAUGUGAAUCUCGACAACUACAAGACACUGCUUUCCAGAGCGAAAACUCUUGACCGGCACGAUCUCAUCACCGUUCAUUACAUCCCUAUGCUCAUCCGGCUCACGUCCUGGGCAGCGUCGGAGACUAAUGUCACAUUAAAGGAUGCGCGAGCGCUGCACGACUCUCUAAUGGCAGGACGGGAGAACGACAACUGGACCUUGAGGAACCUGCAUUCUUCACUGUUAACUUGGUGGCUGGCAGAGUACAGCGGACGAUAUGUUGACCCCAACACUCAAGAUCCAGCGAUGCAAAACAUCGAUUUCGAUGGGGAAGCCACUACUCGAUCUGACAUCUUCCUCAAAGCACUCAACGACGGUGCUUUCCAUUUUAUGCUCUCCUUUAGCCAGGAUGUGCGACCGACCCGCUGGUAUGACCCGCAGAAGACGAGCAUGCUAUCGACGUUAUUACAGGAUACUCCAGUCUUAGGCCCAGAGUCAGCGCAGCCCGAAGAGUUUUUCAAGGUCCUCAUCAUGGAGCAGCUUCAAACUUUCGUCGACUCUUUCAUCACUCAUAUGCCAGACACACUACGAAGACUUAAAGUUGAAGAGGACGACCAGCGAAGACGGCUGCAACUGCACUUUCAAAAUUCAACGGGAGAGUACCCACUCCACCUGGAAAGAUUCAUGGUUAUUGUAGCCUUCGCCUUCGAUGGGUUUGCUGAUGCGGCAGAGGACUUCUGGAGCGACAGAGAGAGUAAUCUAUACGGGUUUCUACAGUGGGCAGCCAAGCGUCAGCCUACCCCUCGCAUCGCCAUGUUCUGCGAGAUGCUACGAGCGAUCUCCACUGGAGGAACGAACCCAGACUCAGCGCAUCGAUUUUUACUUGAGGAGGGUACAGCCUCCUCGGGUAAGAUUCGGCGGACAAGCUCACUCAGCUACACGCACAUCUUCAACGAGUUGACAGAGUUUGAGAAAGACAUUCAUGAGCCGAAAAAAACCAUCCAAGGCAACGUAUAUGCGCCUUCAACAAAUCCCGUGGACCAAAUCGUGGAGCCUGAGAGCGCGACUAUGCUGGAAAGCUACCUACGUCUUCUCGCGCAUAUAUGUCGACAGAGCUUGACUGCGCGCACUUGGAUACUGGAUCUCAAGGAAUACGAUUUUGCCAACAUCUGCUUUGGUCUAUGCACGGACAAGGUCGAGAGUGGACUUCGCGCAGCUGCCUUCGAUGCUCUCUCCGCGUUGCUUGUAGGCAAAGACGUCCUGCGAGCGAGUGCUAUGUGGCACAUCUUCGAUGACUGGACCGUGAACGGCUUCUACGCCGGAUCCAAGCAGAGUAACACACUAGGAGCUGUACCGCGCGAUGACUUAUGGGCCACGCUGGCAGAUGGGUACGAUGAAUCCAUAGCCCUUGUACGGUUCCUUCAUUCGCUCGUGGAGCCUUAUCCAGAGAACGAAGGCCUGAACGACAGCCUACCAUUUCCGGAAGGUUUGGGCUCGUCACGCAGGAUGCCGGGCAUCGAAGGGUAUAUUGAUUUUGUCAUGCAACAAGUCUUUGCAGAACGUUCACAAGAAGUCCUCGACCCGCUACAACGCAACGUCAUGAGAUGGACGUGCUUGCGUUUUAUGGUAACGUGUCUCUCCACGUUCAAUGAGAACCUUGUCGUGUUCGCGAACAAGUCUAGCAUACCAGUCGACGCGAUCAUCGACUCCUCUUCUUUGGCUGUUUACGUCUCUUUGCAUCCUUUCACGCGUAUCAUGGAGUGGCUGUUCAACGACAACGUCCUCAAGGCUCUCUUCGCUGCAUCGCAUCAAGAUGUCAACGAGGUAGACGCGGCUCCAUCAGACUCGCCAUUGGUGCAAUCGUUGAUGCUGAGCAUUGAGCUAAUGGAUUUGGUGAUGAAGCUGCAAGCUACAUAUCUCGACAUUGUGAGACCUGUCCUCAAACAGCAGCCCUCAUUACAACAUUCACCAGUCUCAAACCUAUCGCUUGCCUCCUUCGAAGAUGCAAUUCUAAAUAACUUACAGAUCAUCGUCGACCUUGGCUUGUACUGCGGUACCGGCCAUGAGGCGUUGACUAUUGCCUCACUCCAGCUCCUUGAGAAGAUGGCAUCGUCCCGAAAGCUAGCCGUCUCGCCGGCUGGCUUCGGACAGCGAUCUGGACGAAGCAAGAUUGUGGGGAUACUAGAGAAGGACAACGAAGCGGAACGCAUUGGUCGAUCUCUUUCAAGCUUGAUGCGUUUCAAUGCUGAAGAACUCGAGGCUGGCGAGGAAGCUUCUGGGUACAUUGUCAAGCUACGCGUGCUAGACUUUCUCAACAGUUGCCUUGCUGCGGUAUCUCUCAGGCCAACAAUAGCCCAUAUCCUCUUGGGCUUUUCGUGCGGUACUAAUACAGUCCGUAUCGCUGAUGACAGUCUAUGGGCCAAUGGACAAGCUCUCUUCCACAACAUUCUUCUCUUAGGAGUAGAGUACCCGGACAAUGAUGGAGAUCAAUUUUCGGCCUGGAGAUCAGCACUCAAGACACGAUGUUGGGACGUAUUGCAAAAGUUGUGGCGUUCACCACUGACUUCAGCCGUUGUCAUGGACGAGCUUCGGGAGAACGAGCUGCUGUUCAUUGAGGCGCCUCGAUUGGCCCCGAUCACCCUUGACGUUCCUUGGGAAGGUGUAACUCUUGCCCAGGGACUUGAGGCUGCGACGAGCGAGUUUUCAGAGUUCUUUGCCGGACCUCCAGCGCUUGCCCUCCAGAAUAUCCUCCAACGACGUGUGGCAUUCUUGGAUUACGAGUCAAGAGAGCUACGCUUGACAGUCAAAGAUAAUAUGCCUACUAUGAAGUCAAGGAUACAAUCAGUUCUACUCGGCACCACUAUUCGACCAGGUGAAGAUGCCGCACCCAACCCGAAUAUCUUUGACCUAUUCGACUUCAUCGAGUUUGCCUACCCCGAGCGCAGUCUACCGGAUCAGCAUCGCUUCUUUGAGGGUGUCAACCUCUCGUCUUGUCAAGUAGAGAAGGAAGGCAGCACACUGUACUCUUUACCCUUGCUUGAACAGGUCAUCCGAUUGAAGUUGAAACUCUGGCGCAAAGAGGGCUUGAUCACCGAGGUAGCUCUAGAGGAGGAACUGGCCCAACAGGCCGAAUUACUCAUGGCAAUCUUCGCUGACUGGAAUCGCCGCGCGCAACUCCUCCGCUAUCACAAAGAGAUUCUGCAGUCAUGGGUCCAGGUGGUCAUGGUCGCCGUACAGAACUGCGAUUUUGAGAAUGGCGCCCGAAGUUCGUUUAUACUGCAGACGUUACAAGUCAUUCUACCAAAGCUUGAGCAGUCCUACAACACCGAUAUCUUCACUGCUAUGCAACUUAUCACACUUGCCGAAUCUCUCAUCCAGAAGAUUGACUUUGAAUCGACCGCUUUCGACAAGACGGGAGAUUUUGCGAAUGAUCGAUUGUCUCAACUGUUCCGUGCUGCCCUUGCAGGCAUCUACAGCACAGUAUCUACCGCUGAGCUGCGGGAGUACUGCUAUCAGAUCUGCUUCCGCUACAUUCACGGCACCUCGAACAAAGCGACAACAAACUCUCUCCUCGGCCGACACACCCUCAGCACGAUCAAGAACUGCGGCAGCCAUCUCCUUGAAGUCGUUUCCGAUGAUGCAUACAGCGGCCAAGGCACCUGCAAAGUCUCCGCUCUUCUCUUAUUGAACGCCCUAGUAGCAGUUGCUACCCAGCAGCAGUCGAAAUAUAUUCUCGAAACCUUCGUCUCGCUCAACUUCGUGGGCGUUUUAGUUGACAACAUCAAACACAUACCCGAAGAACUUCGUGCAGCAGCCGCCCCACAAGUCCCCAUCCUCUUGUCCUACUACGAUGCCAGUCUCGCCCUGCUCCUGCGGAUAUGCCAGUCCCGUCUUGGCGCGGCAUACGUACUCAAUGCUGGCUUAUUCCCUGCCAUCCGUGACUCGCAUAUAUUCUCCAUUGACCCCGAUAUUGGUCUAGAGUUUGAUGAUCCCAAUGCGCUUCGAAAGUACUACGAACUGAUGCUCGCGGUGCUAAGGGUGAUUAAUGCAGCGGUCAUUGCGAGGGGGAGGCAGAACGAUCAGACGGUUUGGCAGGCGAGAGAGUUCCUGAAGGAGAACAGGCAUAGUAUGGUAUCCAUAUUCAAAAGGAGUGUCAACGUUGGUGCGGGUCAGCAUGCGGAAACACAACAAGAUCUAGUAGACCUUGUAGAUUGUUGGACGAUAUUAGUAGAUGUUACUGGGUUUUUACAGUAUGAAGACUCAUCGAGCCUGAAGAAGGCACGGCCAAAUAUGUUUUCAUAG